Molecule: messenger RNA, 2643 nt
Organism: Cricetulus griseus (Chinese hamster)
Lineage: Eukaryota; Metazoa; Chordata; Mammalia; Rodentia; Cricetidae
Source: RefSeq, a predicted model, not a curated record
CCCCGGCCCGCCUCCACCCCCGCUCGGCCGCCGCCGGACGCCGUGGACGUGGCAGAACUGCUGCGGGACGCCAGCUCGGCCCAGGAUGAGGCCCCGGAGGCGUUGGCGCCGCGGCCGCCCUCACGCUGCUCAGUGCUGCUCUUCCCCGGCCAGGGCAGCCAGAUGGUCGGCAUGGGGGGCGGCCUGCUUGGCUUCCCGCGUGUGCGCCAGCUCUACGAAGCGGCUCACCGGGUGCUGGGCUACGAUCUGCUGGAGCUGUGCCUGCACGGGCCUCAGGAGGACCUGGACCGCACCGUGCACUGCCAACCCGCGGUCUUCGUGGCCUCGCUGGCCGCCGUGGAGAAGCUUCAUCACCUGCAGCCGGCGGUCAUUGAGAACUGUGUUGCUGCAGCUGGAUUCAGCGUGGGAGAGUUUGCAGCCCUCGUGUUUGCUGGAGCCAUGGAGUUUUCUGAAGGUCUGUAUGCAGUGAAGGUCCGAGCCGAAGCUAUGCAAGAAGCAUCUGAAGCUGUCCCCAGUGGGAUGCUGUCUGUCCUCGGCCAACGUCAGUCCAACUUCUCCCUUGCCUGCAUGGAAGCCCAGGAGCACUGCAGAUCCUUAGGCAUAGAGAACCCGGUGUGCCAGGUGUCCAACUACCUCUUUCCUGACUGCAGGGUCAUCUCAGGACACCUUGAGGCCCUGCAGUUUCUCCGGAAGAAUUCUGCUAAGUAUCACUUCAGGCGCACCAAGAUGUUGCCAGUAAGUGGUGGCUUCCAUACUUGCCUCAUGGAGCCAGCUGUGGAGCCCCUGGUGAAAAUUCUAGGCACAAUUAACAUCAAGAAGCCACUGGUUGCUGUCCACUCCAACGUCAGUGGGCAUAAAUACAUGGAUCCCCAGCACAUCCGGAAGCUGCUGGGGCAGCAGGUGGUGUCUCCAGUGAAGUGGGAGCAGACGAUGCACUCCAUCUACAAGCGGAAGAAGGGCACUGAUUUCCCCAGCACCUUUGAGGUGGGUCCCGGGCGGCAACUGGGGAGCAUCCUGAAGAGCUGCAAUGGGCAGGCGUGGAAGUCCUACAACCACGUGGAUGUGAUGCAGACCAGCACGGAUCCUGACCACUGAGGGCCUUGAAUGGAAUGGCCCCAGGGUGAGCCCCAUUUCCUCAGACUGGAGGACAUUGGUCACUGCAGUCUCAGUUGUGGCUAAGGCUUCCCUCAGAGGAUCGUCCUUGAGUGCCCCAUCACAUGACUCAACCCGUCCCUACACUUGAUGCUGUCCGGCUGCUGGGGGAAAGAAUUCCUAUGCAGACGGCCUGUGCAGCCGGCAUGCUACUCUGCCUUUGCACACAACCAUGCCCCUCAGUGAAUCCAGGAAGGGCUAGCCUGGGGCAGCCUUAGACUUACCCUGUUGGUGCUGUAGGCACACUGCUUGGCUUCAAACCAGGCCUGGUGCCAGAGGGGCUUAUUGUCCCUGUGUCAUGCUGUUCACCCAGGGCCGAGGUCAUAGCUUGUUUGGCCUUCAAUCUGUCCAAUGGCCUUGGCAGCCACUUGGUCCUCUCCUCUCUAGACAGCUGGGAGAUUGAGUGCCGUAUACUGUAGAUAUCUAAGAAGCACAUGUUAAGUUCACAGGAGAAACCUGGAACAUAAGGUAUGGAAUGUAUUUGGGCAAGAAGGAUGGCCCGGGACCCUGACUGCACUAGUCCAGCCCCAGUUCAUUCAUGACGAGACCCCCACCACCACCAAGUCAUCCAUGGGACAGUGGCCACUGCUUCCCUCACAACACAGCUGCUCUGCAGCAGGAGUAAAAGAAGUCUGUGAGAGGACACAUAAUAAAUGUGAGCGAGCCUUUCUAAGCUGCCUGGCUGGCUUUCUCAUUCAUUGAUGCUGGGGAAUCUUGGGAAUGGAGCUCAUGAACUUGUUUUGUUGUUGGGAAGGCCUACACCUAAUCUGGGUAGCCUUCUCAGCAGGGCUCUGUCUGCCUCUGGACAGGACCUGUCCUAUUGCCCAACUGUGCCAUUCUUGUGCAACUGUCCUUGGUACUUGCAGGCCUUGUGAUCUCUAGAUGGCCUGUGGAUUUCAACAUGAGUGCAAAUGUAGUUUGCACCAUCCUGAGUGAGUACAUCUAUCUUAGCUGAGGCAGGAGAAUGGCUUUAGCUCCUCAGUUUGACAUCAACCAGGCAGAACAGCCUGUCUGUAAAUGAGUAAGAUUCUGGAAAGCUGUCAGCAUUUGCUUGCAGGGGGUUGGCUCCUGUGGUUGCCUCUUUGGGCCCCAGGUCUGGAGCACUGUGGCUUGGCUGUCUGCAGGGCAAAUGUCACCUCGGAAGCUUGGACUCACCUCACCUCUCCCAAGCCUAACAUGAGGUCAACCUGAACCAGGGCAUCCCAUAUGGGAUGUGGUCAGUCCCAUCCUGUGUGGUCACAUCACAGGCCCCAGAUGCUCCCACAGCCUUGUCACCUGAGGGAAGUUGCCCCACUGUCCCAGAACCCUCCAUCCCUCCUUGGGCCUGCUGCAGGGGAGUGGUGUGUUAAGAGUCUCAGACCAAAGCUGCUGUGGCAAAUGUGACAAGUGUCCAUCCCCACUCUUGAGCACUGGGGGCAAUCCUAGUUCUGCUGUUAACUAGGACUGAUCUCACUGAAGGCUGAAUCUGGCAAUAAAGCUUGGGGUUAGGCU